AUGGCGAACGAAGGCGCCCGGGAGCGUGAGGUGCACCGAUUCUAUCUGCCAUGGCUUGAGACGUUCCAUGCUACCUCUACUCCGGCGACCAUCGAGAAAAAUCACAAAAUACCGCGCGAAGAUGAUCAUAUCCCUCAAUCUUCCCAAGAUCGUGCCCUGACUGCCUUUGCACAACUGGGCGCGCUGAGACUGAAUGCAAAACGAUGCGUCGUUACCUUGAUAGACAAUGCUACGCAAUAUGUUCUUGCCGAGGCGACAAAGUCAUUGUCCUUGAUGGAUGACCUCUGUCACGAGGUCGGGGACGAGCUUUGGCUAGGCAACUCCCGCAUACCACGCGGACAAGGCGUCUCGGAAGAUGCACUGUUCCCUAAAGAGUACACCGCAAAAGGACCUAAUAAUGAAGAGCUGCGUGCCCCGGCCCUCGUUAUUGGAGAUCUUGCCAAACACCCUCGCUAUGCAGACAAGAAAUAUGCGGGUACUGGUGGCAUCAACUUCUACGCUGGCGUCCCUAUUACUACUAACCGCGGCCAUACGAUAGGCGUAUACACCAUUGUCGACGACAAGCCACGUGAAGGUCUCAACACCGAGCAGUUGCGAUUUAUGCUCGAUAUGGCCGUCAUUGUGCUUCAACACUUAGAGAGUAUUCGCAAUGAGAGAGCCCGAGCGCGUGGGGAGCGACUGAUUCAGGGUAUCGGAACUUUCAUUGAAGGUGAUCCGAUCGAUGCCAAUCUCUCAAUCGAAUCUCCUGGACCCAAUAUCAUGCCUGAUCCGCUCGCUGCCGCGGGAACGCGGCGGCAGCGGCCAAAGUCUAGGGCAGAUAGAGAUUCUAGUGGUACCUUCAAGGGUCUCACUAUUGCGGAUGCAAAUACUGUUGGAAGAGAGCAAUAUGAUUCGCAAGAGCUAGGGCAGAAGGAAGCGUCUUCACAACGAAGCAUUCUACCACCAGCAGCCAAAGAGCCAGUCGAGUCACACCAGAACCCAUACAAGGCCACUCAAAAACCGAAGUCACAGCAUGCGAUGGUCUUUGAUCGCGCAGCCAAAAUCAUGCGCAAAUGCCUAGGCGCUGACGGCGUGGUAUUUCUUGAUGCGAGCCCCGCCAAUCUGAGCAAAGGAACAGCCAGACGGGAAAGCACCCAAACCCCAGAUGCUACAGGCGCUUAUCACUCUCAGGAGAAAAAGGGCAAUACGAAACCUAAAACGCAGAGUGCGGUCACGCCUGAGCAUGAGCUGGAGACGCCCUCCGCAACGUAUACAGCAGAUCCUAUGGAGACAUCGCAACAGAGAUCGCAACCCUGUGAAGUCAUUGCAUUGUCCAUACGCGAAAUUGAAGCAGAGAUUUCGUUCAAUUUGAAUGAACACGAUCUUCGCAAGCUUGUCCGGCGACAUCCACAGGGCAAGUGCUACUCCUUUGAGGCAGAUGGAAAACCCGCUUUCAGUGACGAUAGCGCGUCAGAAGGGCUUGUGCAUGUCGAUGGACCCUACGCCGAUGGAUUUGUCGACCGAGAUGAGGAUAAGAGCAAGCGAAAAGGCAUCAAGAAGAAUGCUUUGAGCGCUCUUUGGGGUGCACUGCCCAAGGCACGCACAGUCGUGUUUCUUCCAUUAUGGGACUUUUCCAAUCAACGUUGGAAUGCUGCCGCGGUCAUGUGGUCCUCGAGCCCCGUGAAGUUGAUGAAUGUUGGCCAAGAUUUCUCUUACCUACGAGCAUUCGCCAACAGUGUAAUGAACGAGAUCGCACGCCUCAACUUGUCUGUAUCCGAUGCAGCAAAGGCGACGUUCCUGGCCAAUAUUUCCCACGAGCUACGGAGCCCACUGCACGGGAUCCUAGGUAGCAUAGAGUUUCUCCACGACACGGCAUUGGACGACUUCCAGUCAAGCAUGGUCAUCAGUGUUGAAACAUGUGGCAAGACUCUGCUAGACACAGUCGAGCACGUCCUGGACUUCGCCAAGCUCAACAAUCUCUCCAAGCAAGGCGGUAAACGUAAGGGAUCGUCGUCUGCAUCCACACCAACGCCUGAACCCACCAUCACUGGCACCUUCGAUCUUGCCGUUGUGGUUGAAGAGGCUGUGGAAGCGGUUUAUGCUGGCCAAGUAUUCCGAACCGCCAAGCACGAUGUCGCUGAAGGUAACGGCGUUGGGUCUUCAUUAUCAGACAAGGCUAUGGCGGCAAGACGGCUGACGAAGGAUCAAAUUGCGACAGGCAAAGACGCCGUGUUCUCACCGGUGCACUUGACGCUGAACAUUGAUAACGGGGUCAACUGGCACGUCACUUCUCAAUCUGGUGCAGUCCGAAGAAUAGUGAUGAACCUUCUGGGCAAUUCUCUCAAAUAUACUGAGAAGGGCUCCAUCAAUGUCACCUUGGAGAUGGACACUUCUCGCAUGCACGAUAAGGAUGGAGGACUAUUACACUCAUGCAUAACGGUCACAGAUACUGGGAAAGGUAUGUCGGACGAUUUCGUCCGUAAUCAUGCUUUUACCGCGUUCAGCCAAGAGGAUUCCCUCGCCGCGGGCACCGGCCUUGGGCUGUCCAUAAUUCGCUCUAUUGUGGACAGCCUGGGCGGUAAGAUCGAUUUGCGCAGUCAAAAAGACCGGGGGACAGAAGUGAAGAUCUGGCUCAGUCUCCCUGCUGCCGACGACCCCGAUAUAGGCCAGCCGGAGAAGAGCACACUUCGCCAGAUGAGCGAGCGAACGGCCUCAAUGUCGUUCUGCCUGCUCGAUCCACGGCUGCCUGUGCAAGGCCAACAGAAGGCAGUGGCAUCUUUGCGAGAAAUGCCAACGGUCGAAGAUUCCCUUAAACGUCUUCUGGCUCAGUGGUUUUCGCGCGAUGUCUCCACCGCGACUAACAUAGAGCAGGCCAGGAAAAUGGAUUUUAUCAUUUAUGCUGAACCCCCGUCAAUAGAGUACUUAACCGACCAGCAUAAGGACGAGGAUGAAGCGGGUGAAACCCCGAUCAUCAUCUUUUGUCAGAAUGCCUUCCAUGCGAGUUCCUUGCGCAUUAGCGGCGUUCAGCAGCUGACAGAGAUUGGUAUAAUUAUCGAAGUCAUCGCGCAACCAGUUGGUCCGCAGAAGCUUGCUAGGGUACUUCAGCGAUGCAUGCAGCGGAUGAAGAUUCUGGACAGCUCGAACGAGGCCCAUUCCAGCGAACAGUCCACUGCUACACUAAGAAGGAAUGAUCCCAUUAGCCAGUCGGGCGACCGCGUUCGACAUGAUCACCGCAAGCGAACAUCGAGCAUCUCCUACUAUACCCCCCCUGUCGUCAGUCGACAACAGAGUGACAGUGGUGAAAAGCCCCGCCGCCCACAACCGGGCAGGGCCCAUAGUGAAACUGCUUACUACACCCAAACCUCGAGAUCGCGUCUACAACAGACUGACCAUCCGGCCGCCACCCUACAUCAGCCUCCACAGCAUGCUGUCGACACGUCACUUCCUGGCGUGCUUGUCGUGGACGACAACCAAAUCAACCUGCAACUAAUGGUGACCUUCGUCCAUAGGACCCGCCACCCGUAUGAAUCCGCCACUGAUGGCACGCAGGCCCUAGAAGCAUACAGGAAGGCCUGCGUUGACCCCUCCAGCGGCAAGGUCGACAAGGCCGCGCCGAAACGCCCAAAGUAUAUACUGAUGGACAUUAACAUGCCAAACAUGGAUGGAAGCACCGCGACGAGAGAAAUUCGCAAGUUUGAGAAAGAGAACCACAUCGAGCCGCCCGUCAAGAUCUUCGCACUGACAGGUUUGGGGGAGCUGGAGCAUCCGUGGGCGAAGGAGGCCGGCUUUGAUCGCUUGCUCAGCAAGCCCAUCAAAUUCAAAGACCUGAGGGAGCUACUGCUGUAA
Molecule: messenger RNA, 3825 nt
Organism: Cyphellophora europaea CBS 101466
Lineage: Eukaryota; Fungi; Ascomycota; Eurotiomycetes; Chaetothyriales; Cyphellophoraceae
Exons: 3
Coding region: 1-3825 (1274 amino acids)
Biological process (GO): phosphorylation; phosphorelay signal transduction system
Molecular function (GO): phosphorelay sensor kinase activity; protein binding
Source: RefSeq, a predicted model, not a curated record